This is a messenger RNA of Fusarium mangiferae, 1578 nucleotides long. RefSeq lists its product as uncharacterized. The transcript is spliced from 4 exons. The record is from RefSeq and is a predicted model, not a curated record. Bases 1 to 1578 code for a protein of 525 amino acids. NCBI's taxonomy places the organism in Eukaryota, Fungi, Ascomycota, Sordariomycetes, Hypocreales, Nectriaceae.
AUGAAUACACCCCGGCCUUCGAAAGAUAGAAGCCCGAAAGGUAAGGAGCCUGCUGGAAGAAAUAUUAUCGACUUGAGCGAGUCUCCUAGCAAAAACACAUCAAGCAAGCAGAAGACGGUGGACACAAACAUGGGCAACAAAUCCACAUGUGCCGGCGCAAACAUGACGCCCCUAGGCACAGGAUCAGAAGCCUCGUCCAGCAAGGCAGGCACUGUAACAAACCCAUUUUCACCAUCUUCUCUAUCAAUAGAUCCCAGACCGAACCGAGGAUGGAGGCCGCCGCAGUUACCGGUUUUCUCGAGCAACGACUUUGAGCCCCAAGGAGAGACAAGGCGAGGCACAAGCAAUAAUGGGAAUAGCAGCAAUCAGUCCAAUUCUACUGCGCCCCAAACACCUCAAGACCCAGCCAGGCGCUUUACUGUGACUCAGAAGUGUAAGGUACUAGAAACCUGCUUAUCAAUCAAGGAAGAGUAUCUUUCCUUGCCUCCGGCCAGUCACCAUGACCAGGAGGCGUUUUGGACUAAAGUCCUCAACGAGAAGCUAUCACGAGACUUAGUCUCGAAUUUCAAGGGCUGGAAACAAGUGAAAGAGUCCAUUGAACAAUGGUGUUACACUCGAAGGACUCUUCUCAGAGAGGGGAACCUGCCGCCAGUUUCUCCGGCUCAGCCAGAGCUAGAUACUUUGGUUGACCGCUGGAACACGGUGUUCGUCACACGUUUUUGUCAAGUGCACCGCGGGUAUUUUGAGAAGGGUCUUUGGGCCAUCAUUGAGAACCGAGUGUCAUGGAUGGUAUCAGAGCACGUCGACAAGUCAAUCACGAGCAUGUUGCAAACCAGAAGAGAUGAGCUGGAGAGCUCUGUUGGACGAAGGCUUCUGUCUCACAACAACUCAUUGACCGAGUAUGACAACGCUGUCAAAAGUGUUCAGGAUGGAUUUACUGAAAGUCAGCGGAGUCAUACCCAGGCAAUGGAGAGUGAGGCUGUGCUAUCGAUAGUCAGGGAGCUUCGACCAGUUCUAGAGAAUGCAUUUUCACAGCAUUUCAAUAGCGCAAGACAAACUCGUCGAGAACCAAGUUCCGGGCAUCACACUGGGCCCACCAUACCUACGGAACCGACGGCUAUGCGAAAUGGCCCACGAGGACAUUCGACUUCAGCUUCCUCAAUGCCACAACACCCUAUGUCUUGUGCUGUUCCCUCACCAAUGGUAAGCGGUAACAAACGGCCCUUACCAGACUCGAAAACGGACCGCGAAAGCGGCCGUGUUUGGAAAGAGGGAGCCCAUCGGAUGGUUCUCCACGAACUGGGUUCUCGAACAGAGACCGAGAAGGAGACAGCAGACACCAGCAAAGACAACUUUCGCCACCAAGAAGGCCUCCGGUGCCACGAACUCCAGGAAGGCCAUCUUCGCCCUCGACUCAUGAACGACAGAACAGGCCCAGGGGUAACUUGCGUAGGGACUCGCAAUACCCAGACCGCUGGGACGGUGAUGACGGACCUCACCGCCGUUGCCCACCGCGAGGGUUCCGGGAAGAUACUGUCGAGUUUGAUGAAAUGUCGACUCGACGGCAGAACAAAUUGA